CAAACUUUAUGGGACAUCGAAUACUACGCUGGAAUAGGGAAGAAACUGGAGUGAAGAACCUCAAGCCUUGUCCAAACACCACCCUCACCAGCCUCAGAGCUCCUCUGUUCGACUGCUUCUCGGCGCUCCUCUGGUCCAAUCGAACUGUUGAGUGUCGAAGAUUCUUCACAGUGCCUUCUUCUUCUUCUUCUUCCUCUGUUGACGACGACACCAUAGCUGGCUUCUCAGUGACUUCUUCUUCGGCGCUCCUCUGGUUCUCAGUUCUACCACCAUCAGUCAGCCACCGCCUCUGCUCAACUGCCCCUUCCCCUGUUCCCAAGCUCAGGGGAGCGGAGAAUGAAGUUAGAGACAGAAAGUCUCAACGAUGGUAAAUGCAAUGAUGGAAAAGAAAAAGAGAAGGUUCACUUUCUGUGCUGAUAAAGUGAUUAUGCUGGUCGUGUAAGUUGACACAGUUACACAACUAUUCACAGAUACAUGUACACAUAUAUUAUUUGUUGUAUCUUGUUGCUCAUUUGUUUUGAGGAGAUUAUCGAGGAGUUUGAGAAACUUGAAUUAUAAACUUGUGCAAUUAAACAAGUAUAAGUCGGUUUUUCUUUAGCUGAUUACCGAGAAACCCAGCAUGCAGGGGGACAAGUUAAAACGUCACGUCGUGUAAUCAGAUUCCUUGGAAUUGGAUUAUAGAAACAAACGCACCGUUGGCUCCAUCGUCCUCCAACAACACGAUGACGAUGACAAUUGUACCCUCCCUUCACUUCUUGCUCCCUCAGAACCCAAAACCCUUCCAAAUCCCUAAUUUUAUCCUGAAAACCCACUACGCCCCUUUUAAUUUCAGACCCCAAUUUUCCCGGGAAACAAACACCCCUCCUUCCCCCACCGACCGCGGACUCAUUUUCCAGGAAAAAGUUCAGUACCUCAAGAAUCUCAAAGUGAACCCACAGAAAGCCUUCCAAGUAAACCCUAACCUCCGAUCCACACCACUUUCCACCGUCAAAUCCGUCGAGCAAUGCCUCUCUUCCAUGGGAAUCCACCGCUCCGCCAUGGGAAGAAUCCUCGAUAUGCUCCCGGAGCUUCUCAACCGAGACCCCGCCACGGACCUCUAUCCGAUCCUCGAUUUCCUCCUCAACGACGUCGGAAUCCCUUACCCCGACGUUCACAAAUCGAUCUCGCGGUGCCCUAGGCUCUUGAUCUGCAGCGUGGAGGAGCAAUUGAAGCCAACCCUAAAAUUCCUGAUGAAAUUAGGGUUCACCGGUUCGAAUUCCCUAACGUGCCAGAACACUGUGCUACUUGUUUCGAGCGUGGAGGGAACGCUCAUUCCGAAGAUCGAGUUCUUGAAAAGCUUGGGGCUUUCGGAAUCAGAGGUUAAUUGCAUGGUUGUGAGGUCCCCUGCUUUGUUAACCUACAGUGUAGAGAAGAAUUUGAAGCCUAAAGUUGAGUACUUUUUGAAUGAGAUGAAUGGAAACGUUUCAGAGUUGAAUCGGUUUCCGCAGUAUUUUUCAUUUAGCUUGGAAGGGAGGAUUAAGCCAAGGCAUAAGGUGUUGGUUGAGAAUAGGGUGAAACUACCUUUGCAUCUUAUGUUGAAGGGUGAUGAUGGUGUUUUCUAUGAGACACUGAUUAAUACCAGGUUAAGAAAGCUUGAUGGAAGGUAGUUGUUGUAAAUUGGUUCUUGGUGAGAAUGGAAGAAGUAUCAUUCUUCUAUGAAUUGACAGUAUGAAGGUAUAAAAUGUAUGUGCAUAUUUGAUAUAAAUCAAUCGUGUUUUACCUGUUUGCAUAAAGAUUUUUGAAUUGUUCACAGCAUGGUUUCUCAUCAAAAUGGUGGUGGAUGGAGAGUGGAUCGGCAUGGCUUCAUCGGACAUAAUUUUCGAAAAAAUGUUGGAAAUGCAACAAAAGCUUGGCCAUUUAAAUCCAUACUUGUUUGGUUUGUGUUAUACAGAUAAGAGGACUGCAUGUUAUUUGAUCAGAAGAGCCAUGAUCGAUGGAUUCCUUCCACUUCCUCCACUCUGUAGCCAAAAGAAAAAGAGGAUAACAAAAGUAUCUUUCAAUAGUUUUGCUCAGAAUAUAGUGUGUAGUACUUUAUAAUAUGUGCAAUUUUGAUUGUCUUUGUGAUUAUGAAACCAAAGAGAUAAUCUUUUUGUUAAUAAUACCUGCUUAAUUUUCUCCGGCA
Arachis ipaensis is the source of this 2161-nucleotide messenger RNA. It is a transcript of the gene EMB93, whose product is annotated as Mitochondrial transcription termination factor family protein. The record is from RefSeq and is a predicted model, not a curated record. Gene Ontology annotation, biological process: regulation of DNA-templated transcription. Lineage: Eukaryota; Viridiplantae; Streptophyta; Magnoliopsida; Fabales; Fabaceae. Gene Ontology annotation, molecular function: double-stranded DNA binding.